Cuscuta campestris is the source of this 3395-nucleotide messenger RNA. NCBI's taxonomy places the organism in Eukaryota, Viridiplantae, Streptophyta, Magnoliopsida, Solanales, Convolvulaceae. The record is from the annotation of a GenBank genome assembly.
CCACAACCCCCCCAUUCUCCGGUGCGCCGCCGACUCCGUUUCGCUCUCCCUCGCAGCGCCGUCGCCGCUGCAAUUCCACGCUCCACCUUUUAGCACCUGGAGAUUGUCUAAAGCUAACCCAUACCUCUUACAAGCCGCCAGGCCGGCCCAUACUCUCCCGGAAUCAUGACACAGGACGGAAUUAUGCAGUUGCGGGAGCUGACUCUAGAAGAACUGGAGAGGAAAAAGAAGAAAGAAGAGAAGGCUCAAGAGAAAGAACUGAAGAAACUGAAGGCUGCACAAAAGGCAGAAGCUGCUAAGCUUCAGGCACAACAAACCUCUGGCGCAAACAAAGCUCCGAAGAAAAAGAAUGCUAAAAGAGACACUGGGGAAGAAAACCCUGAAGAUUUUCUUGAUCCUCAUACCCCAUUCGGACAAAAGAAACAACUUUCCCGUCUGAUGGCAAAGGCGUUCAAUCCUAGUGCUGUGGAGAAAGCGUGGUACUCAUGGUGGGAAAAGUCUAAUUUUUUUGUGGCGGAUCCAAAGAGUUCCAAACCUCCUUUUGUGAUUCUUCUACCACCACCUAAUGUGACUGGAGAACUACACAUUGGCCAUGCCCUGACUGCUGCCCUUCAGGAUGUACUUGUUCGAUGGCGAAGAAUGUCUGGAUUUAAUGUUUUGUGGGUUCCUGGAACCGACCAUGCAGGCAUUGCAACACAGGUGAAAGUGGAAGAGAAGAUUAUGCACGAAAAGCAAUUAAAAAGGCAUGAUAUUGGUCGUGAAGAAUUUCUAUCUGAAGCAUGGAAGUGGAAGGAGAAAUGUGGAGGAACCAUUUUGAAACAACUACGUCAGCUGGGUGCAUCCCUGGACUGGUCCCGUGAGUGUUUUACUAUGGAUGAGAAAAGGUCCAGAGCUGUUUCUGAGGCUUUUGUUAGGCUUUACCAUGAAGGCCUUAUAUAUAGGGAUCUUCGGCUCGUGAAUUGGGAUUGUAUCUUGCAGACAGCGAUAUCUGAUAUUGAGGUGGUAAAAAUUGCAAUUGAGAAGAGAAAACCAUUAAAGGUUCCUGGAUAUGAAAAUCCUGUUGAGUUUGGAGUUUUGACAUCAUUUGCUUAUCCUUUGGAAGGGGAAUUAGGGGAGAUUGUUGUGGCCACUACCAGAGUGGAAACUGUGUUGGGAGAUACAGCUGUUGCUAUACAUCCUGAUGAUCCAAGAUACCGGCAUCUCCAUGGGAAAUUUGUAAUUCAUCCGUUUGAUGGAAGAAGACUUCCAAUUGUUUGUGAUUCGAGUGUUCAUAUGGAUUAUGGGACUGGUGCCGAGAAGAUUACUCCAGCACAUGAUCCUGAGGAUUUUGAGGUUGGCAAGCGUCACAACCUUGAGUUCAUCAACAUUUUUACUGAUGAUGGAAAAAUAAAUAGCAAUGGGGGUCCUGAGUUUGAAGGAAUGCCACGUUUCAAGGCCCGUGCGGCUAUCACUGAAGCUUUACAGAAAAAGGGUCUCUACAGAGGUGACGAGGAUAAUGAUAUGGUUCUUGGCAUAUGUUCACGAAGCAAUGAUGUUGUGGAACCUUUGAUAAAGCCCCAAUGGUACGUGAACUGCAAAGGUAUGGCCAAGGAAGCACUUGAUGCUGUUACAGAUGAAGACAACAAGAAAUUAUAUAUCUUUCCAAAACAGUAUACAGCAGAAUGGAAGAGAUGGCUUGGUAAUAUACGUGAUUGGUGCAUCUCAAGGCAGCUUUGGUGGGGUCACAGGAUUCCUGCUUGGUAUGUGACACUAGAUGAUGAUGAACUAAAGGAAUUUGGUGCAUACAACAAUCACUGGGUCAUUGCUAGAACUGAGCAGGAAGCUCAUCAAGAGGCGAGAAAGGUCUUUGAUGGGAAAAACUUUCAACUUACUCAGGAUCCCGAUGUUCUGGACACAUGGUUUUCUUCUGGACUUUUUCCAUUAUCUGUGUUGGGAUGGCCUGACAAUACUGAUGACUUGAAUGCAUUUUAUCCCAAUUCUCUCCUUGAAACUGGGCAUGAUAUUCUCUUUUUUUGGGUAGCUCGUAUGGUAAUGUUGGGAAUUAAGCUAGGAGGUGACAUACCAUUUGGAAAGGUUUAUUUGCAUCCAUUGAUUCGUGAUGCCCAUGGUCGCAAGAUAUCCAAGUCCCUGGGGAAUGCGAUUGAUCCUCUUGAUGUCAUCACUGGAAUUACUCUUGAAGGGCUUCACAAAAAACUAGAGAAAAGACUAGAGGAGGGUCACUUGGACCCGAAUGGAUUAAAGGUUGCGAAAGAGGAACAGACAAAGGACUUCCCUAAUGGUAUUCCUGAAUGUGGUGCUGAUGCUCUUCGUUUUGCUCUUGUUUCGUAUACAGCUCAGUCUGAUAAAAUAUAUCUGGAUAUUCUAAGGGUGGUUGGAUAUCGUCAAUGGUGUAACAAGUUGUGGAAUGCUAUAAGAUUUGCCAUGAGCAAACUCGGAGAUGAUUACACUCCUCCAUCUGAUAUAGUCCCGAAUGUCAUGCCAUUUAGCUGUCAGUGGAUACUAUCGGUUUUGAACAAAGCUAUUUCAAAAACUGUGUCGUCUUUAGAGGCGUAUGAAUUCUCUGAUGCAACAACUGCAGUUCAUCAUUGGUGGCAAUAUCAACUGUGUGAUGUAUUCAUUGAAGUUAUUAAACCGUACUUUGCUAGUAGUAAUCCAGAAUUUGCCUCUGCAAAAAGAUAUGCCCAAGAUACCUUGUGGAUUUGUUUGGAUAAUGGACUUCGCCUACUUCACCCUUUUAUGCCAUUUGUAACAGAAGAAUUAUGGCAGCGACUCCCUUCGAGAAAUGGUUGUAAGAAGGAAUCCAUCAUGAUAUCAGAUUAUCCAUCAUCUGCAGAGGAUUGGACGAAUGAAGAUGUAGAAUCUGAGAUGAACUUGGUCGAAUCUGUUGUGAAAGAAUUGCGUUCACUGAGAUCUUUGAUCCCUAAUAAGGAAAGACUUGAGAGGCGAGUAGCUUUUGUGCGUGGUCGAGUGAAUGAUGAUGCAGAGAUUAUCAUAAAGCACGAGCUUGAGAUUAAAACACUUGGCAAUCUGUCAUCUUUGGAGGUCCUAAAGGAGAAUGAUGCUGUUCCAGCUGGAUGUGUGGUAGGUGUUGUGAACGAAGCUCUUCUGUUUUCCUCAAGACACAAGGGACGAUUGAUGUGGAUGCUGAACGCGAAAAGCUAAAGAAAAGGAUGGACGAUAUCAAGAGGCUGCAUGAUAACUUAUCGCGGACGAUGAGUGCAUCUGGAUACAAGGAGAAAGUAAAAUCUAAUGUGCAUGAGGAAAAUGUUGCGAGGCUUGCUUCUUGCUUGCAAGAACUAUCCUCAUUAGAGGAAGCAAGCCAGCACCUUGAGCGCGAAAGCGCCAAGGAAUCAAAUGGAUGUGCUACGCAUGGAGAAUAAACGGUCAAAUGUGGU